Bufo gargarizans (Asiatic toad) is the source of this 1104-nucleotide messenger RNA. It is a transcript of the gene GPX3, whose product is annotated as glutathione peroxidase 3. The record is from RefSeq and is a predicted model, not a curated record. Gene Ontology annotation, biological process: response to oxidative stress. The transcript has 5 exons. Gene Ontology annotation, molecular function: glutathione peroxidase activity. NCBI's taxonomy places the organism in Eukaryota, Metazoa, Chordata, Amphibia, Anura, Bufonidae.
UCACUGGAAUGUGCCAUUAUUCCUGAGUACAGAGAACCAGUGCUGCUCAGCUGACAGCUGUGACCACAUUCAAGAGGCUCUGCUGCUGCUGCCGUCGCUCUGCUCCCCCAAGAUGGGGGCUCAAUUUGGAUUGUCGUGGCUGCUGCCUUGCGUCCUAGCUGCUCUAGUCCAGGCACAAAAGAGCAAUGUACCCAAGUCGGUUGACUGCUACAAUUCUGUCAGCGGAACGAUCUACAACUAUGCGGCCAUCACUAUAGAGGAGAGUCAGCUUGUCCCCUUUAAAGAGUACGAGGGAAAGACACUCCUGAUUGUGAAUGUGGCGACGUACUGAGGGUUAACCAUGCAGUACCACGAACUGAAUGCACUACAAGAAGAACUGGAAUCCAAUGGUUUGGUCAUCUUAGGAUUUCCUUGCAACCAAUUUGGUCUACAAGAACCUGGCAGUAAUGAAGAAAUUCUUCUCGGACUGAAAUAUGUUCGUCCUGGUAAUGGCUUCACUCCAAACUUCCGACUGUUUGAAAAAGGAGAUGUUAAUGGGAAGAAAGAGCAGAAAGUAUUUACCUUCUUGAAGAACUCCUGCCCCCCUGUUGGUGAGGACUUGGGCAAACCAUUAAAUCGGCUCUUCUGGGAUGAUGUCAAAAUCCAUGAUAUCAAGUGGAACUUUGAGAAAUUCCUUGUUGGACCUGAUGGACGUCCUGUAAAACGAUGGCACCCCCGUACAGAAGUCUCUGAAGUUAGGAAAGACGUGCUCACAUACAUGAAGUCACAGUCAGGACUUGAAAGGAUUUUAAGGAUGGAAAGGCAGGAGCAGUAGACACAAUCAUGCUUAAUGUUAUAGAUAUGUUUGUGCUCUUUUGUGGCAAGCUAGUUUGUAGGAGACAAAAGGUAUUCCGGAGACGCCAUCUGUAUGAAAGAUAGGUCAGAAAGCACACGGUGUGGGACCUAUCUGGAAACCAGAAUUUUGGUAGAUUGCCGUUCAGUGCAUUCCAGCAACUCUACCAAUCUGGGAUGGACUCUGGUUGACCCUGAGGUCUUCUCCUUGCUGCUUGGGCUCAAUGGUGAAGCUUUAUCUGUGCUGGUACUCAAUAAACACUAUGUAUACAA